Molecule: messenger RNA, 1096 nt
Organism: Rosa rugosa (rugosa rose)
Lineage: Eukaryota; Viridiplantae; Streptophyta; Magnoliopsida; Rosales; Rosaceae
Exons: 6
Coding region: 61-819 (252 amino acids)
Source: RefSeq, a predicted model, not a curated record
UUUCUCAAACACUGAGUUUAGAUCGAGUUGAGUGAGAGAAUACUAUUGAGUUUCAGAAAUAUGUUGAAAGUGAGUUUCUUAAUGUUGCUUGCCAUGGCUUUGGCAGCAACAAAUACUCAUGCUCGCUUAGAUCUAUUUGGCCACCAGCUGCUUACCUCCAAGAGCCAACCAGAUCCCAAUUCUGAAGAAGCGAAGAUGCUCAAAUCAGCAACCACUAAAGCGGCCGAAAAAUUGAUGAAUGCAGCAGCUGUAGUCCAAGAAGAGAAACCGAGCAGCAGCAAAGUGAAAGCAGAUACAAUUCCAUAUUCAGAAUGCCAGGAAACCUGCAACUAUACAUGUGUUUGCACACUUAUUUGGCCACCUGAACUAUCACAGUGCAUUUGUGCUGGAUCAAGCAAAUUAUCAACCACUAAAGCGGCCGAAAAUUUGCUUAAGCCAGCUGCUGUAGUCCAAGAAGAGAAACCGAGUAGCAGCAAAGUGAAAGCAGAUACAAUUCCAUAUUUAGAAUGCCAGGAAAACUGCAACUAUACAUGUGUUUGCACACUUAUUUGGCCACCUGAACUAUCACAGUGCAUUUGUGCUGGAUCAAACAAAUUAUCAACCACUAAAGAAGCCGAAAAAUUGCAGAAGGAAUUGGACUUGGUGUCCAAACCAGUUGCAAAAUUGGAAGGAAGCUUUCUUCCAUAUCCGGAAUGCAUCGAAAAAUGUGAUGAGUGUGUAAUCUGCACUAGAGUUUAUCCGAUUGAGGCGGCAUAUUGCUAUUGUGGCAUGAAUCCAUCAAUUCAGAAAUCGGAUGCAGGCAUAGCCCUCCCGGUCUAGCUUAGCUGCUAGCUGUUCGAUUCUUCCCUGAAUGGUCGACUACGUACAACGAUGAAUAAAAGGGCUAUAAUUUGUUUGAUUUACUCCUUCUGAUGAUGCCUAGAGUUCCUUUGAGUUGUCUUAAUGGUGUGUGUUAAGACUUGAGUUUCUCUAUAGAAUAAGCUUGCUAUGUAUGCAUGUAAGCGGUCUUAUAUUGUACGCUGGUUGUCAGUUUCGAUUGGCUAAUUAGUUUGUAAUGAAAUAAAGUUUACGAGCUUUAGCAUUACAUACUACUAUA